AGAAGCGACACUAAAUAGGCCGCAGUCUACUGUCUGUAGAUAAAUGUUUCGGUUAUGGCACAGCACUAAAACAACACGAGUGAAACUAUCGGUUUUAACCUGUAGAAACCUGUCGGUAAUGUCCACCUGUGGCGCGGCGGACGUUAAAAACAACAGCUCGAUUCACUCGGACAGCCUCGACGAGGUCCAUAAUGUCCCGAUGCGGGUCAUCAUCAGACCGAUUCCUCCGGUGCUGGAUGAGCUGAAAGUUCAAGGAUUGAUGAAAACAAUAAAGGAGACGGCAGACAUCCGUGUUGUUCCUCCCAUCGAUGUGCUCUGGAUCAAAGGCAGAGAGGGGGGGGAUUACUUCUACUCUUUUGGAGGCUGUCACAGGUUCGCCGCGUACCAGAGGUGGAACAUGUCGACCCUCCCGGCCAAGCUCAUCAGAUCAAACGUCUCAGACCUCGGCACUUACCUGGGAGCUUCGACGCCUGAUCUGCGGUGAUGCCGGAGCAGCACUUUUCAGAGACUUGGCUCACACACACAGCCGCCGUUUUUCUGUUGCAGCUGGGGACUGCACAGCAAAGAGUAUACCAGCAGGGGGAAAUGUAACUCUUUAGUCAAACACAUGACGUUUGUCAUUUGAAACCACAGAAAUGUCAUUUAAAGGGUGCAUAUUUAUGUGUAAAGUUGUGUUUUUUGUUAAACAUUAUUAUCAA
Molecule: messenger RNA, 698 nt
Organism: Etheostoma cragini (Arkansas darter)
Lineage: Eukaryota; Metazoa; Chordata; Actinopteri; Perciformes; Percidae
Gene: srxn1
Product: sulfiredoxin 1 homolog (S. cerevisiae)
Biological process (GO): cellular response to oxidative stress
Cellular component (GO): cytoplasm
Molecular function (GO): sulfiredoxin activity
Source: RefSeq, a predicted model, not a curated record